This is a messenger RNA of Schistocerca americana (American grasshopper), 2703 nucleotides long. Its product is annotated as E3 ubiquitin-protein ligase ZNRF2. Bases 165 to 857 code for a protein of 230 amino acids. NCBI's taxonomy places the organism in Eukaryota, Metazoa, Arthropoda, Insecta, Orthoptera, Acrididae. The record is from RefSeq and is a predicted model, not a curated record. The transcript is spliced from 5 exons.
UGUGCUAUGGUAGUCAGCAGCAUUAUGGCCGCUUGUUGUUGUGGCCGUGUUAUUGUCUUAGGGUCAGUGAUAUGAUUGUGUCGAUUUCGGUCGUAUUCGAAUCCGUAGUCCUCACAACAUACAAAAUUUUUGUUUGCUAGGAAUUUAAUACCGCAUCAAGUGUAAUGGGUGCUAAAGCCAGUACGGCAAACGGUGGAGGAUCAAGUCCGCGAACUAGAACAUUUUCUACGAGUAGCAGUUCCGAUGUUGUUGCUGCUGGGAGUACGGGAUUUAGCCUUCUAAGAGCAAUUCCAGGUGCUGUGUCGAGUGAUAGACAAAGAGCAAGAUCCUUGUCAAGUGUUCCUGACAGUCAUUCAAGUCACGAAGCAAUUGGAAUACCGAAUGCAAGCGUCGGCGCUUAUGACAUAUCUGAAUCCCCUGAAACUGACAGCAGUUCUCCCGAGGAUCAUGUGCUGGUUGGUCCCUUGGCUGCCAACAUUAGUCUUGGUCGAGUUUACGCUGCUCAUUCGUUGCCGUCGAAUAUCUGGCCCUUAAACGGUCAGCGUGGUGCCGCUCGUCUUCUGUGGGGUCGUCGUCUGGGAGGAGCCUGUUCAGAAGGAAUAAAAUGUCCUGUGUGUGCAAAGUUCGUCCUUCCGGAUGACAUAGAAUGUCACCUGGUGAUGUGCCUCACGAAGCCGCGGCUCAGUUACAACGAAGAUGUUCUGGCAGAUGACAAAGGAGAAUGUGUCAUAUGCCUGGAGGAUCUACAGCAAGGAGAUAUCAUUGCUAGACUGCCUUGUCUCUGUAUAUAUCACAAAAGCUGCAUUGACAGGUGGUUUGAAGUGAACCGUUCGUGUCCAGAACACCCUGGUGAUUAGCCUCUGUCAGCCGCCUCUUCCCGAACUGUUGAGGUAUUACCUCAUGGUGAAGUGAUUGUUUUAAAACUGUUACAUACAUUCAAAUAGGAAUUACAGUUUUCACACCGUAACAAAUGCAGUAACAUUGGGAGGAUAGUUAGGCAGUUUGAAAAAUAUAGUUGUUGAGUUUGUGAUCUGGAUUCACAUUUUUAGAAUCCUGCCCUCUGUAUCUGUUUUAAUUAUCUACCCAAAUAAGAACAACAGAGAGAGAGAGAGAGAGAGAGAGAGAGAGAGAGAUAUGGUUUUGUGAGGGGGAUGGAUGACUCAUAUUGUGAUGUGUUGAAAGAUUUUUUUAGGGAAAGAGAAGCUACUGUGCUUUGCCAGCAUUCUUGUCAGUCACUAACAACAGUUAAGAGAGGUUGUUUGAAACCUCAUUGAAAUAGAAUGGGAAAGGGCAAGAAUUUAAUUACGUGUUCUGUUCAUGGAUAUUGCUUCAUAUUUUAUAUAUAUAUUUCUCAUACAGAACACAUUGCUUGCUUUGCCUUUUUUGGUAUAACAUACAGUUUUAAGGCAUUGUACCGUAUUUACUGUGACAUAUUAGACAUAUGUUUGAGUAUUUGAUUAACAUAACUGUAUUUACAUGCUGAAACAAAAGCCGAAUGUUUAGUCCUUCGAGUUCUUGUGUUUAACAUCACUCACUGCAAUGACCACUUGUCUUUGCUGUAAGAGCGUAUAAUACUUGUAAUAUGUUUUGAAGUAUAAUUGAAAAGACUUAGACUAAGGAUUACGGGCACAUACAAGUAACUGUGUUAGAAGCAGGGAACUCCCUAAAAGUCUGGUAGGCUUUAAUAUUUUUGAUACUUUCAUAAAAAAACUAUAUAGAGCAAACAUGCUACUCAGGAGUAUUUUUGAGUGACAGCUUAAGUAAUUUAUUGUUGUGAAUGGAAAUAAGUGAAACCAAAGAUGUUGAUUAAACAGUGCUAAAGUUUAAAACUGUUUGCAUCCAAAAUUUUUAUUGCUUAGAAACUUUUUAAAAAGAUAUUAGAUUUGUAAAUCCUUACUUUUUAUUAAUGAGUGUGGAAAUUGUAUUCGUAAGCAGUUUCUAACAGUUGGUUUAACCCUAUAAACACACACUGUUUUGAUGAUGCUUAAGUCAAAUUGUACUGUUGCUAGAAAGUUUUAUCAGUUUGCUGCAAGCUUACAGUGGGAGUGACUAUAAGAGUACCUUAUAACAUGUUGUGCCAUUUCUUUCAAUUUUGUUCCUAUCGUAUAUAAUUAUUGAAAUCAGCUACAGUGUAACAAAAAUCCUGAAAUUAUCUUAGCAGUUUAAUUUUUAUGUGAAAAUUAUAUGAUUGUUGCUAGCUUAUAAGUGCUAUUUGCUUUUACGAUUUAAGUUCUAAAACAAUGUUGAAUAUGUGUGCUAUGGGAAAUUGUUUUAUGCUUUUUAUGACAUUGUGAUAGUAAGAUAAAGAUGCAUUGUGGAACAAACUCCAGUAAAACAUGACAACAUUGUGAUUAAUUCUUACAGCUGAAACACUGAAGUGGUUUAAGAAUGAUUUAUUUAAAAAAAGUGAAUCUGAAGAGAGACAGCAGUCUGUGCUUUUCACAUACUAUGUGAAGAGUGAGAAGAGGUGGUAAUAAAAUCUAACUGUGAUUCCAUUAUAAAGGCUUGAUUUUACCAGGCUGCACUGUGCUGCCACUAUUUCGGAAAGAUGCCUUGGUGCUACACUUGAAGGUGUAAAACUCAAAUUUGUGUGGAAAUAUAUUCCUUGUGAUGCAGUAAUUAGACAUGUAAAUAACCAAUAUUAUGAUGAUGAAACUUCUGUAUUGUUAUUUUAGCCAAAAUCAAUUAUAAUAUACAACAACA